GUACUCAUUAUUAAAAUAUAUUAAAUCUACAACGGCUUCAGGCAUAAGGUUUUGUUUUUCAGUGAUGCAAAAUCUCCCCUGGAUUUGAAGUACAUCGGCAUACUGCGUUUUCUUUUGAGUUCCGUUGGCUCCUGGCCGCACAAGCAGUUCGGACGGGGCCGGCUGGAUACUAUACUGUCCAUGUACAAUGUGCUCUUGGUACUUGUUGCUAUAGCGUUACCGAGUUUGGGCGCCACAUACAUCUGGUAUAAGAGAGACACGAUUUCUUUCUUCGAUGUUGGACACGUGCUUUUAUGCAUGUUUUUAGAAUUCUUGUUUCUGAUUCAUACGCAGAUCCACAACAUAUCAGUGACAUUCACAUUGUACAUGGCGUCUCUAUUAGUCUGUGGCAUGCUCUUGUUUAACUUCAUGCCGUGGUUCAACAACUACAGCUACGGGAUGUUCGGUCCGGAGCGACCCACCAACCGCACGUUCGAGCACGCCGUCUACUUCCACUGCUUCACCGAAGACGUCUACACCACCAUAAAGGGCUAUUGGAUUCUCUUUGCAUUCAAUAUUCCUACUAGCUACAACACUUCAACUGGCGUCAUCGCCUUCGACCUUCUGAUCUCCCUUAUCGUCUUUCAAAUUUGGGGCCAUCUCAGAAUUUUGAAACACAAUUUGCUGAGCAUAAUGCCGAAGGAAGGCAUGUAUUCUCCAGAAGAGAAUAUGAGAGUCCGAGAGAUGUUGAAAGAAAUCAUCGAACACCACAAACUAGUCAUAAACUUUGUAGACAAGUGCUCCGCCGCAUUUAGCGAAGAAUUGUUUGUAUUCUACAUGAUGAUGCAGCUCCUCACCUGCACGACUUUGCUUGAAGUUUCCGCUCUGACGGCAGAAGCGCUGGCUAAAUAUGGACCAUUAACUCUCGCGGUGCACCAACAACUGAUUCAAAUCUCUAUACUUUUCGAAAUGGUGAACAGUAAGAGCAAGGAGCUGACGGACGCCGUGUACGGCACGCCGUGGGAGUGCAUGGACGCCGGGAACCGCAAGAUGGUGCUGCUGCUGCUGCAGCGCGCGCAGACUCCCAUCGCGCUCAAGGCCGCCAAGAUGGUGCCCGUGGGUCUACAGACUAUGGCCGCGGUCCUGAAGACAACAUUUACCUAUUACAUAAUGCUGAACGCCGUGGCUGCAGAACGUUAGACCAAGUAAACCCUGUAUUUUGAAAUAAAAU
Molecule: messenger RNA, 1210 nt
Organism: Leguminivora glycinivorella
Lineage: Eukaryota; Metazoa; Arthropoda; Insecta; Lepidoptera; Tortricidae
Product: odorant receptor 46a-like
Exons: 5
Coding region: 181-1179 (332 amino acids)
Biological process (GO): detection of chemical stimulus involved in sensory perception of smell; sensory perception of smell
Cellular component (GO): plasma membrane
Molecular function (GO): odorant binding; olfactory receptor activity
Source: RefSeq, a predicted model, not a curated record